AUGAGUAAAUUCAACUCUCCGAGAAACCUUAGCCUCGAAGGAAAUCUAAGCGAAAACUGGAGGAAAUUCAAGCAACAGUUCGAAAUAUAUUUAGAAGCAUCAGGUGACAAUAUAAAGUCGGAUAUCACAAAAGUAGCAAUAUUACUCAAUUUUGCCGGAGAAGAUGCGGUAGAAAUAUAUAAUAAUUUUGAUUUUGCGGAAGCCGACGACAGAAAGAAACUUGAUAAAGUCAUCGAGAAGUUUGAAAAUUAUUGCAAUCAAAGAAAAAAUGUUGUUUUUGAGCGACAUCAAUUCUGGCAAUCGUCUCAAGAUGUUACCGAGACUAUAGAUCAAUUUGUAACUAAAUUAAGAAGUAAAGUCAAAUCUUGCGCAUUCAAAGAAGAGCCAGAAGAUAUGAUAAGGGAUUGUUUCAUUUUCAAUAUGCGUGACCAUGGAGUAAAAGAAAGACUGCUAAGAGAAGACGAACUAACGCUUGUUCAAGCUAUAAACAUGGCCAGAGCUGCAGAGACGUCAAAACAACAAAUACAUAAAAUGGAUAAUUACUCAAUUGGAUCGUCUGUUGACAACAUUAGGCAAUCAAAAAACAAGAACUCGUUCGACAAGACUGGAACGAGACAGCAAUGGAAGAACAUAAGACAUUGUAAAUACUGUGGUGGUAGUCACGUAGCUAGAGCAUGUCCAGCUUUUGGAAAAAAGUGUCGAUUUUGCAAUAAAAUUGGACAUUUUGAGAAAGUAUGCAGGACGAAGCGAGAAGAUUAUAAAUCAAGCAAAGAAAGAGUAAUGAGCUUGAUCUCUGAAGACGAAGAUGUCUUGAUGUUUUCGGUCGAUAGCGAGACUGAAAAGAAAUGGUUCGUUGACUUUAAUAUAAACAAACAGUUAGUUAAAUUUAAACUAGAUUCCGGUGCGGACUGUAACGUAAUGUCAAAAAAGACUUUUGAUGGGUUGCGUUUGAGAAGAUUAAAGAUUAACCCCACAAGAACAAACAUGCGGAUGUAUGAUGGACGUAAGGUCGAAGCCUACGGUAAGGUCUCUAUACCUUGUUCUUAUAAAGGGCUUACGAAAAAUAUUGACAUUUUGCUUGUUAAUUACCAUGUCCAACCUGUUCUUGGUUUACCUUCAUGUAUGGAAUGGGAACUCAUAAAACGUGUAAACACUUUGACCAGUGGUACAAUAGAAAAUCAAUACGAUGAUGUUUUUACCGGGUUAGGCUUGAUUAAGGGAUCCGAAUACAAAAUUACGAUAGAUCCCAAUGUAACGCCUGUUGUUCAUGCACCACGCAGAAUUCCGAUAGCUAUAAGAGAUUCUUUAAAGUCUGAACUUGAUCGAAUGGAAAAACUUAAUGUGAUUAAGAAAGUAAAUAUUCCUACUGACUGGGUUAAUAGCAUGGUUAUGGUACGAAAGAAAAAUAACAAGCUUAGAAUUUGCAUCGACCCAACCGAUUUGAAUAAAGCAAUAAAAAGAUCUCAUUUUCCCAUGCAGUCCAUUGAAGAUGUUGUAAGUCGCAUGCCAAAUGCUAAAGUAUUCAGUGUUUUAGAUGCAAAUCAUGGUUUUUGGCAAGUCAAAUUGAGCAAAGAAAGCUGUAAACUCUGUACUUUCAAUACGCCUUUUGGAAGAUAUUGCUUUCAACGUUUGCCAUUUGGUAUUAAGUCUGCCCCAGAGGUUUUCCAACAAAUUAUGUCUCAUCUUCUUGAAAAUCUAGAAGGUGUAGAAGUAAUCAUCGACGAUUUGCUAAUUUGGGGCGAAAACGUAAAACAGCAUGAUGAACGUCUUGUCAAAGUUCUGGAGAUUGCCAGAAAAAGUAAUUUGAAACUAAACAGAAGUAAGUGUCGAUUCAGACUCAACGAAGUGAGUUAUAUUGGACAUUUACUAACUGAUAAAGGAUUGAAACCCGAUCCAAACAAAGUCAAAGCAGUUCAAGAUAUGCCAGUUCCAGAAAAUGUUAAAGAUCUUCAAAGAUUUUUGGGAGUAAUAACUUAUUUGGCAAAAUUCAUUCCAAAUUUAUCUCAAAUAGCCGCUCCUUUGCGUAAUCUUUUGGAAAAAGAUCUGCUCCAGUGCUGGGAUAUUUUGAUGUAA
This is a messenger RNA of Styela clava, 2073 nucleotides long. Lineage: Eukaryota; Metazoa; Chordata; Ascidiacea; Stolidobranchia; Styelidae. The record is from RefSeq and is a predicted model, not a curated record.